Messenger RNA from Micropterus dolomieu (smallmouth bass), 5497 nucleotides. RefSeq names its product rho GTPase-activating protein 6-like. Gene Ontology annotation, biological process: signal transduction. The coding region runs from base 205 to 2949 and encodes 914 amino acids. NCBI's taxonomy places the organism in Eukaryota, Metazoa, Chordata, Actinopteri, Centrarchiformes, Centrarchidae. The record is from RefSeq and is a predicted model, not a curated record. The transcript has 14 exons.
CAACCCAGGAGCGGAAAAGAAGACUUUGCUCUCUCUCCACUUUGACCAGCGUCUGCAGCCAAAUGCAGCGCACUCCAGCUCUUCAACAGCUUGUACGUGGCCCUUCCUGUUGAUGGGAAAGCGCUAAACUCGUCUUACAGUUGUAGGGGAGCUUUAGAGAGACGCAUUGAGCAGCGCUGAUGUGAGAUCCAAAAAUAAGGAGAUAUGUCUGCCGCUCAAGGACUUCUCAACAGCGUCUUCUCCUGCUCCUCGCCUGCCUCAAAAGCCAUAACCAAACGGAGGCUACGCCAAACUCGGAGCCUGGACCCCGCUAUUAUAAGACACUGUGGCACCGAGGCCGAAGGAGAAAGUGGCGCGUCGUUUUCUGGAGCGGCGGCUGCGGACGCAGGUGCGUCUCCGGAGCGCUUGGCUGGGAAACCGGCUUUACGCACGAAGAUUCCGACACUAAAGGAGCCCAUAACCCCAUCCCUCUCUUCGCCUUCCAUACCUCUGGAUGUUUCUCCAUCCUUCAACUUCCACUUUGACUAUGAUAUAGUGAAGUGUGCCAAAAGGAAUACCGCCGGGGAUUUACCGUUUCUGGUGAGGGGAUCCGGUGCAGCGCCGUCCGGAAGCACCGGCACGCUGUUCUCCCCGCGUAGGUGGCUUCAGAAGAAAGUGCAGCCGUCCAGCUCACACGCUUACGUUGUGUGGAAAUCGGAGGGUGAUUUCACCUGGAGCAGCCUGUCGGGGCGGAGCGUGCGUCUGAUGCCAGUUGCCAUCCAGAGCCUGUCGGAGCUGGAGAGGGCCAAGCUGCAAGACGUGGCCUACACCCGUUUACACCAGGACUAUGACUUGGGAUGUCAGAUAACUAUGCCAAAAGAUGGACAGAAGAGGAAAAAAUCACUGAGGAGGAAGUUGGACUCUCUUGCAAAAGAGAAGAGUAAAGACAAAGAAUGGAUACCACAGGCCUUCAGUAUACCACUCUCCCAGGUCAUUGCUAAUGACAGAACUCACAGGCAGCGUCAGGACAGUUAUCGUCAGGACCCUCCACAACGCGAGGAACACAAGGACUCCUCUGACCUUGUGUCGUCCAUUUUACAGUUUGCCACCAAGCGACCGUCCAAUAAGGAGUUAUCCAGCAGUAAUUCCUCUUUGAGUUCCACAUCGGAGACAGCCAAUGAGUCAACAUCACCCAAUACGCCUGAGGCUGCACCACGAGCACGCAGGAGGGGAGGCAUGUCAGUGGACUCCAUCACAGACCUGGACGACAACCAGUCCCGCCUGCUCGAGGCGCUGCAGCUCUCUCUGCCGGCCGAAACGCCAAGUAAGAAGGAGAAGCACCGGGACAAAAGGCUGAGCCUCAAUCCCAUCUAUCGUCAGGUCCCGCGAGUGGUCGACAGCUGCUGUCAGCAUAUCGAGAAAUAUGGUUUGCAGACUGUGGGCAUAUUUAGAGUGGGAAGCUCCAAGAAGAGAGUGCGACAGCUACGUGAGGAGUUUGAUCGCGGGGUUGACAUCCCGCUGGAUGAGGAGCACAGCGUUCACGAUGUGGCUGCUCUGCUGAAGGAGUUCCUCAGGGACAUGCCUGACCCGCUCCUCACCAAGGAGCUCUACACGGCCUUCAUCAACACCACAUUGUUGGAUCCAGAUGAGCAGCAGAAUGUUACUCAGCUACUAGUCUACCUGCUCCCAGCAUGUAACAGUGAUACUCUCCACCGCCUCCUUGAGUUUCUAUCCACCGUGACCGACCACGCCCACGACCGGCAGGACAAAGUCGGACAGGAGAUCACUGGGAACAAGAUGACGUCUUUGAACCUGGCCACCAUCUUUGGCCCCAACCUUCUCCACAAACAGAAGAACUCCGACAAGGAGUUCAGCGUCCAGAGCUCAGCCAGGGCCGAGGAGAGCACGGCCGUCAUUGCCGUGCUGCAGAGGAUGAUAGCCAGCUACCAAAGCCUCUUCAUGGUGCCUCCUGAUCUGCAAAAUGAGGUUUUGAUGAAUCUUUUAGAAACCGAUCCAGAUGUGGUAGACUACCUUCUGAGAAGAAAAGCAUCACAGAGCCCCGACCUGUUGCCGACAGAGGAGCCCUUCACCCUGAGCGAGUGUCGUUCCUCCAGCGACUCCAACAAGGCGUCCAGUGGCGAGGUGUCCCCCUAUGACAAUAACUCCCCGGUCCUGAGUGAGCGGAGAGGGGAGCCAGGAAGCCCGGGCGGCGAGCAGCUCUUCCGUGUCCCUGAACAGUACUCUCUGGUGGGGCAGGUGGCCGCCUGGAGCAGAGAGCCUGGAGCUGACACUUGGGGUACCAAAGACACUGUAUCAGAAGAGCAUGCUAACAUUUGGGGGACGUGGCACACUACUCUGAAACCAACACUCAAGGACCAACCAUACACAGGUUCGCAUGGCAACAUGUCAGAGGGAAGCUCUCGCAGCUCACAGGAAGGGCUCGACGGACUCCAUGGCGAUGGCAGGCAGCAGACGACGCUACAACGGACUCAGACAGCGCCUGGCACCACUGAGGUCAGACCCCACCCCCCGGUCACAAGAGUGUGCACCAGCCCUCAUGUGGGGACGGGACGCCUGCCGCUCAAAGUCAUCCCCUCGGUGAAUUCCCACCUCAACAGCACGCAAGGCCUCCAUCAAGCCAGCGGACACAGACUUAUCCUGACCUCUAGACUUCAAGGUGGGGUGAACACUGCCGAUGGUGGCCCUGCUACACUUAACGACAGCCGCUGUCCCCCCCCUUAUAACGCCCAACAUCGACUGGCUAGUUCGCAAAGUUCACUUCAGGUGGCAACAGCUCAGCAACCUCCUCUCCAGCACGGGAGGCUGAGCGUGGGGCCGAGUAACUCAACCACAGAGGCUCAAAUGGUGCCGCAUAGCCCAGAGUGGCAGGACUGGCAGCGGGACCGGUGGCAGAUCUGGCAACUGCUGUCCUCGGACAAUGCUGACACAUUGCCUGAAACGCUAGUGUGAUCUCAGACCAUGAACUCCUGCUUAAUCUCUUUAGAGAUUCUGCUCUGCUAGCCAACCAGUGGCAUGAUCAAAGCCCUCCAAUGACAAUCACUCCUUAUCCCUACCUUACCUGUCAUGUUUUCUCCCAAACUGCCUUUCAUCUAUGGAUUUCAUCCUUUUUGUGAAUCUUCUGUGCUUCUCCUGCAUCUUAGCGCUAUGGCGUUGUUGUUUACGUGUGCAGCUGCUGCCUUAUACAGACUUUUACAUCCAAGAGCCACUAGUAUUUACUGUUUAGUAUGGAUGUUAAAAAGUUGCUUCUGUUCCUAGCCCAAAUGUUUUGUCCAUUUAAAAAAUGCCCACCAGAAAUACCUCAAAAAACUAUCCUUUCACAACUUGUCGAAAUUACCAUAUUCAGAUUCAGUCAUCAUAUCUCAAUGGAGAACAAUAGGAAAACAUUUGUUUAUUUAGUUUAGCAUAUUUUAUUACAUUUUUAACUUUUUCACCACACAGACUCUAAGAUGUGUGCAUUAGUAAUUGCUGCUAAACGUGGAUUUUUUUUGUGUGUACUGGUAAUGUAGUUCAGCCAUAUCUGUCCAAAAACAUCAAAUGUUGAAUUACUUGUCAACAUCAGAUUAUGUUUAACUAAUAUAUACAUACAUACAUACAUACAUACAUACACAGACACACCAUAUGUAUAUUGACAUGUAAAGUAUAUCCUUUGCCAGUCUACUAAAAGUAAGUCAGCUCUUUAACUGGCAGUCUAAAUGUUGGUGUUUGUCAGACUGCUGUUUUUUGUCUUCAAUAUUGAAUGUAAAAUACUUCCCUUAUGGCAAAAUGCUUGGAGCUAAUUAUAAAGCACUCGGCUGUAAGUUUGCUUAUAUGUGUUCUUGCCACCUACUGCACAGCAGGAACAAUGUGCCAAAGUUUUUUUUUUAACUUCAGGAUAUUUAUCUUACAGAUGUGUUCACUUUAUCCGAUUCAUUUCUGAAAGCAACUCUAGAGCGUGUGACAUUGGCAAGAUUUUCAACAUAGAAUUAUAAGAGUACGGAGGCUCAUCAUGAUGUGCAAAAAAAAAUUAAGAUAACGGAAGAUGAAGUGUUAGUAGCCCUCGAGUAAAUAUCCAAAUCAUCAAUGUGUGCAUACAAAUUCUGGAAUGUAACAAAAAGUAUGCAUAAAAAAGAGCCAGGGUUAGAGUUGGAAAUCAGAUAUAUGCCAAAUAAUAUUUUUGAGAUCAGGUCUGGGAGGCCAGAUGUGAAGAAUUUAGAGACUCUGUAAAACAGUGUCACAUGUCUAAAUGUAUCAUAAUUUGAUAUAAAAUGUAUUCACAUUGCAAAUUUUCUAUAUAGGAAAUUCUAACCAUUUAGUCUCCUGAGAUUGUUAAUACAUUGAGAAUUAUUUUAAUGUAUUAUUUGACCUCAGUCUGGAUACAUCAGAACCAAAUAUGAACCACAGUCCACUUCAUUUCCCGUGUUCAAAGUUCACGUUCACUCUAAAUACUGGAAUGGAUUUUCACUAAAAGUAUGCAUUUAGUCAAGAUCAUUACCUAAUCGAAACACUAUUAAAAUCAGCUUUAUGAUCACUGACCUGAGUCCAAAACAACUAUCCACAGUAUGAUGACAUCAACAGCAAUACAGUACAUUCAUAUGAACGUCUCCCUGACUCAUUUUAUUAUCUCUCUCAUGCUAGACUCAAUAUUCCAACUGGUUGCAGACUAAUUGCCCAUCUAAGAAACUCUAUAAAUUCUUCUAGGAAUCAUUAAAAUGUCUCACUUCAAUUCCCGUGUUGUUGCUAAUUCAUUCAGAGUGAAGAAAACUUUUUUGAAUACACCCACCACCAACCUGUCCACAUCCGCUCAAAUGUCACAGUUAAGUGGGUAUUUGCUGGCAAAUAUUUCACAUUUUCUGAAGUUAUGGUGUAAUAUUUGCUCAUUUGGAGCAUUCAGUAGACUUCUUUGAUUUGCUUGUCACUUGGUUGUGACUUUGCGAAGUCAAUGGAAGAAAGCAAGAAGUGGAAGGAUUGUGGGAAAGGUUAUGGCGCCAUCUGUUGUCAGACCAUGUGCACUAGCGUGUUUAACCCACAGUUGACUGUUUCCAUCCAAGCCAUCUGUGCUCAGUUUAGGAUCAGUUAGCUUGUGAUAAGCACCUUUUAUGAAAAUGUGUAAAUCCAUGUGAGGAAAAAAAAGAUGCCAUAGGUGUUGCUCCUAAAAGUUGUUUCUCAAUGUAUUGCUCAAGAUUCAUAUUUUGUAAAAUGUAUGUAUUACUUUGAUUUUUGGUUGAGUGUUGUAAUAUAUAAAUACAGUAUAACAUUUUUUAUUCAAGGGGGAAACAAAGAACAAAAGAGAAGAAGAAAAAAAUGGAGAGAAUAAUUCUAAUGUCCUAACAUUGUCUCCCCAAACCAAGACCAUGUUUGUUUUGGUGACUUCACUAUGAAACUAAGACAACCUGAGUUUAUUGUUGAUAUUUUUGGUGGGGUUUACUGGGUCCAAGUUGUAAUGGAUUGUCUGGUAAUUGCUUUUGUACUGUGUGUCAUCAUCAAUAUGCUACAAUGGAAUUAAAUAUGAUAAAAUUUA